Cimex lectularius (bed bug) is the source of this 909-nucleotide messenger RNA. RefSeq lists its product as uncharacterized. Lineage: Eukaryota; Metazoa; Arthropoda; Insecta; Hemiptera; Cimicidae. The record is from RefSeq and is a predicted model, not a curated record. The transcript is spliced from 3 exons. The coding region runs from base 328 to 807 and encodes 159 amino acids.
AAUUAAACUUCUUUUUACGAAUUGCUUCAUACUUUUUUCUAAAAAUUAAACUUCUUUUUACGAAUUGCUUCAUACUUCGCACUUUAUCCAAGCUUUAAGGAUACGAAAAUGGUCGUUGAUAUUUUUCUUCUCCUGUUCUUUUGGUCUGACGGUUCAUCCACAAAAAUAAUUGUGGAUUGUUUGAAUUUGUCUUUACCCGUUUAUUCCGUUCUUGGGGUACGUGUCCGAAGGCACACAACGCCAGUUUGUCUAAUUAUCGCCCGGCCCCCUCCACGGUAGUCCCGCGUCGCCACCUCCGGGCUAUCAUCACGCCCGUUACGCCGCGAGAUGAUGACGUUCAUCGCCUUGGCCCUCGCAGCCUUCUGCGCCCUUCCCAGGUCCCAGUGCGCCGAUUUCGACCUAAUCGCCGAUCUCCUCCAAGCCUCCAUCGACAAGGCCAACUCGUUCGAUCCUGGCCGAUACAACAGCACCAGAGAAGCUGCAUCGGUGAUCGACACCGUCAGAAAGAAGCUAGGUCGUGAUUUGCACCUCUUGGAACAAGGCCUACUCUCUGGGAACGAGGGCCGCAUGAGCGCCCUGAUCGCCAAGGUGAAGUUUUCCGUGGACGCGAUGGCCGGCGGGUUCGAGGCCGAUCCGGCCUCCGUGUCCGACGCCUGGCUUCAGACAACUUCAGCGGUACUGCAGGUCCUGCGCGAAAUCGAGCGUAUGCUGGAAGGCCAUCCGGGCUGGACUCCGAGCUGGCACUACAUCUCACAAUUCCUCGAGUCGUUCCUUCACGACAGUCCUAGAGAAAAUGGCGAUAGUUGAUUUGGUCCUCCGGGCCGAAUGGGGGGGAGGGUAUUUCAGGUGUUUUUUUGUUGUUUUGAACUAGAAUAAAGUAAACAAUUUUAAACAGAAAAGUUCUUUGUA